This is a messenger RNA of Penicillium macrosclerotiorum, 3009 nucleotides long. RefSeq names its product putative MFS monosaccharide transporter. The transcript has 9 exons. The record is from RefSeq and is a predicted model, not a curated record. Lineage: Eukaryota; Fungi; Ascomycota; Eurotiomycetes; Eurotiales; Aspergillaceae. Gene Ontology annotation, cellular component: membrane. Gene Ontology annotation, molecular function: carbohydrate:proton symporter activity. Gene Ontology annotation, biological process: carbohydrate transport; transmembrane transport. Bases 1 to 3009 code for a protein of 1002 amino acids.
AUGAACCCUAUAUUUCUGGAGCCCCAUCUCGUCGAGCCGGGGUCGCCUCGGAAAAAGUCACGGAAUGAUGCUGCAACUGGAGCAUCCGCCGCGGGCGUCCGCGCUCUCAGUGCACAAAUGGUUGCUUUCUACUUCAGAGCCCCGAUCAAGGCUUUCUUCCGCACUCGCGUUGAAGCUGUGAACCCCCGUGUCGCAGAUGGCAAAUGGUCCAUCCAUACCACGACUCCUGGGCUAUUGGUUCAUGCUGUCAAGACAUAUGGAUGGCGUUUCAUUCCAAAUCAAGUCCUGCCUCCUUUAAUGGCGAACGCUGGAGUCGGAGCCGUCUUGUAUACGUCCUAUUUACAGGUCCUCGGGGCCCUUCAUGAGCCGGUAUCCCAAGGAGCGAAACGAGUUUGGCCUCCUGCACCUCCAUCGGCAACCUUCACCGCUGGUUUUGCUGCUGGCACGAUUCAAUCCAUAGUGGCGGCUCCGUUAGAUGCCCUCCAGGUUCGUUUACAGACCAGUGACAUGCUAGAGGGACAGUAUCGGAGCAUGUGGCACUAUGGACACCACAAGCUGAAACAGAUUGGCCUUCGAGGGGUUUUCGCUGGCUGGAGUCUGUCCUUCUUGCGGGACUCGCUGGGCUAUGCUGUCUUCUUUUCUGCUUUUGAAUAUAUCAAAUCGCAGGCAUACUAUUCCUUUAUCACUCAGUACUAUGGAGGACUCCAUGUCGAUCAUCUUGAGAUGCUUCCUUCCCCCGGAUCGAGCGACCGCGGGGUCCCACUCAUCAAGCCACACUAUGCCCUGGAGCCGUGUUUUCUGAUGAUGGCCGGCGUGGUGGCAUCAGUUGCCCAGCAAGCCAUCCAGCACCCUCUGAGCCGGAUCCAAGACUUGCAUCUGGGCCGGUUGGAAUAUCUGGAUCACCAGGCGAGCCUGGAUCAUUCCCGGAAGCAGAUGAUGCGGCUAUAUUAUCACGCCUACCAGGAAACCUGGAAACGAUGCCGACGCAAAGCCACCAGGGCUGGCGGCUGGCGGGCGUGGCUGUUCCGAGGCUUUGCAGGCAGUGCCCUUCGGCAAGUGCCUAGCACUAGUGCGGGCCUUGUGAUUUUCGAGCUGGUACGACGACGCGAGAAGGGAAGCCGUCGAUCCUCGCUCUCGUCGAUUCGCUCGGGCGAGUCAGAGUUCUCCAUCUGGUCAGAUACCGGGGAUCUUGCCGAGCAGCUCGCCGAGGCCGAGGAUCCCCUUCAGAUCCAUCUCCGCAAAUCCCUUGACCGACAACUCCUCGGACGACGAGGACGGAGGAAACACUCGUCAAAGCGGGUCCACUACCCGCCAGACCUCGACCACGGCGUCGCCUGUGACUUUGAGAAGGAGAUCCAGAUCCCCAAUCCCCGACCCCGGCGGAUAUCGAGAGUCGAGCGCAUCUUAGCCGGCAUCAUGUCCCCCCGCAAUGGGCAGAAUGCCCAAAUCCAUGGCUUGGUAGGAAAGCCAUUACUCUACUUCACCAGUGUCUUCGUAUCCCUCGGCGUCUUCCUUUUUGGCUAUGACCAGGGAGUGAUGUCCGGUAUCAUCACUGGAUGGUACUUUCGAGACUACUUCGACCAACCUUCUCGAGCCACCAUCGGCACGGUUGUGGCCAUUUUGGAGAUCGGAGCCUUUAUCUCUUCGAUCCUGGUCGGACGCAUCGGUGACUUGAUCGGCCGUCGAAAGACAAUCCUCUAUGGCUCGGCCGUGUUCUUUAUUGGUGGGGCCCUACAGACGUUCGCUCUCAAUAUGCCCAUGAUGAUGGUUGGCCGCAUCAUCGCUGGUCUCGGUGUCGGUGCCUUGUCCACCAUCGUCCCCGUCUACCACGUAUGGGUGGACUACUUCUGUAGCUUCAUCGAAUCGGAUUACUCGUGGCGCCUGCCAUUGCUUUGCCAGUGCGUCAUGGGCGCCUUACUCGGCGUUGGGAGCUUGAUUAUUUGUGAAUCUCCCAGAUGGCUCCUGGACAACGAUCACGACGAAGAAGGCAUGGUGGUUAUUGCGAAUCUCUACGGCGGGGGUGAUAUCCACAACGACAAGGCUCGACAGGAAUACCGAGAGAUCAAGAUGAAUGUCCUCAUUCAGCGACAGGAAGGCGAACGGUCAUAUGCUGAUAUGUUCAGACGUUACUGGAAGCGGGUUUUGAUCGCCAUGUCAGCACAGGCCUUGGCCCAGCUGAACGGAAUCAACGUGAUAUCCUACUACGCGCCCCUAGUCUUUGAAUCGGCUGGCUGGGUUGGCCGUGACGCGAUCCUGAUGACUGGAAUCAACGGUAUUAGCUACCUGCUGUCGACCAUCCCACCGUGGUACCUAGUGGACGGGUGGGGCCGCCGGCCGAUCCUCCUCACAGGUGCGGUGGCCAUGCUGAUAUCCCUGUCCCUGAUCUCAUAUUUCAUCUAUAUCGAUAUUGGCGCCACCCGCACUUUGACGGUUAUUUUCGUCAUGAUCUAUAAUGCCGCGUUCGGAGCGUCCUGGGGUCCGAUCCCAUGGUUGUACCCGCCCGAAAUUCUUCCUUUGAGCAUUCGCGCCAAGGGAGCCAGUCUGAGCACUGCAAGCAAUUGGGCCUUCAAUUGGUUAGUAGGAGAGGUAACUCCAGUUCUUCAGAGUGUGAUCAAGUGGCGCCUGUAUCUGGUCCAUGCAUUUUUCUGCGCUGGCGUUCGCCUGGAAGAUAUGAAUGUCUUGUUCGGCGACGCGACGACUGCCAUGCCCACCCCCGUGACAGAUGCCGAGCGGAAUUCUCUCAUGGGUGCUGGUUCGCCUGUGCCUUCGCUCGAUAUUCGUCGGCAGUAUGGCCAAUUCGGCACAGAGAGCGCCAUUCCCGGGCUCGACAUCGAUCCACCGUCCUUGAGCCAUGGUGGCGCCGGGAAAUCCUCUCAUCAGGGCAGUCAUCGCGGGGAGGGCAUUGGUGGUUGGAUCUCCAACAUGGUAAAUCGUCACCGGGGAUCGAGUACUGGCACUAGUCCGAGUCAAUAUAGACGCCUUGAGCAGGGAGACGAUGGCGACGAGUAA